Molecule: messenger RNA, 2427 nt
Organism: Cydia splendana
Lineage: Eukaryota; Metazoa; Arthropoda; Insecta; Lepidoptera; Tortricidae
Exons: 8
Coding region: 70-2427 (785 amino acids)
Source: RefSeq, a predicted model, not a curated record
CAUUAACUUUAGCUAUGGUGCUUAAAUAAUAAAUAAUUAAAAUAUACUUAUUGGUUACAGAGGUAUAUAAUGAAGUGUAUUAUGAAGAAUAUUUUGUUUUGGGCGAUGUUGGUCAACGGUCUAUCGAUACCCUCGACCACGGUAGAACUACUGGAGAUAAGAAGGAGCCGCCCCGGCUCGGUACUCGGACUGGAGAUAAGGAGAAUCCGGCCCGGCUCGGGACCCGGACAAGAGAUAAGAAGCCUGCCCGGCUCGGGACUCGGAAAAGAGAUGAGGAGAAGCCGCCCCGACUCUGCACUCCGACAAGAGAUAAUGAGAAGCCGGCCCGACUCGGGACUGGGACUGGAGAUAAGGAGGAUCUGGCCCGACUCGGGACUCGGCCAAGAGAUAAGGAGGAUCCGGCCUGGCUCGGGACUCGGACAAGAGAUAAGGAGAAGCCUGCCCGGCUCUGGACUCAGACAAGAGAUAAGGAGAAGCCGGCCCGGCUCGGGACUCGGACUGGAGAUAAAAAGGAGCCGGCCCGGCUCGAGACUCAGGCAAGAGAUAAGGAGGAGCCGGCCCGGCUCGAGACUCGGACAAGAGAUAAGGAGGAGCCGGCCCGGCUCGGGACUCGGACUGGAGAUAAAAAGAAGCCGGCUUGGCUCGGGACACAGCGCUCGCAGAGGAUACGAUUCGGACAUGAAUAAUUUUAUGAAAAAGAUGUUCAGCGGCAUGCCACAAUCGUUGGUCAACAACAAACCAGUCGCCGAAGAGAAGCAGGGGCCGAACUUGGGCUACAUGCCGUACUGGUACAACCAGAAAUCGAGCGUAGACUGGGAUUACGGGAUGGGGAAGGACUCCUGGAAAGGCAUCUGGGGCGGUGGCAAUAUGUCGCUGCUGGCCGGCGACAACAUCGUCCUGGGCGCCGCCAGUCUGUUGGACGCCGACAUUGAGCAGGUCACCAACCGCAUCUGCUCCCGCAACCUGGGCCCCAAGUGCACCAUGCUGGGAAUGCAACCCGAAAACUACGACGACGAAACGCUGGAAGAGAUCGCAAAUAAAACGCAAGGCUGCGACAAAUGCACCAAUGAUACACAAAGGGUUGGGGUUGUAUGUACAUUUGAUCCGACAGACUCGGUUUACCAAGAAAUUGAUAAGUGCUCAAUGGAGAAGAUAAACUGCAUCGGCGGCGGCGUCGCGGUUGUCAAGUCGACACGUGAACAGGAGAUGAACUGGAGUAAAAUCCCGUUCGCCACCAAGCCGGGCUCGGUUGUUAUUUCGAUCCGGGGUAGCCAUAACGCCGUCCUCUCCGUUCGCGAAAACUUUCAUGGAGAUGAAAAAGACAUGGUGAUCCUCGACGGCUUGAUUACAAACAAGACACGCUUACAGAGCGGGUUUUAUGGAAAGACUAUGUAUAACCCCGAUAACAGCUCCCGCGGGCUCGGCGGGCCUGGAGCCUGGAAGGAGUACCUCUUGGUUGCGCACCCGAGCUCCGGCUUGUUCAUAAUGUCGCAGGCGCGCCAGUACGCCUGGGAUAGUCACUUCUACCUCAAUGACACGUUCCCCGCCCCCUGGGAAUUCAAGUACAUCGACGUGGCGGGUGAAAAAAGUGAUAUAACCUUCAUAAUCCAAGGUGUGUACACGAGCGCGGCUGCUAUUUAUUGUGAUAUAACCUUCAUACUCCAUGGUGUGUACACGAGCGCGGCUGCUAUGUAUUGUGAUUUAACCUUCAUACUCCAUGGCGUGUACACGAGCACGGCUGCUAUGUAUUGUGAUUUAACCUUUAUACUCCAUGGUGUAUACACGAGCGCGGCUGCUAUGUAUUGUGAUUUAACCUUCAUACUCCAUGGUGUAUACACGAGCGCGGCUGCUAUGUAUUGUGAUUUAACCUUCAUACUCCAUGGUGUGUACAGGAGCGCGGCUGCUAUGUAUUGUGAUUUAACCUUCAUACUCCAUGGUGUGUACACGAGCGCGGCUGCUAUGUAUUGUGAUUUAACCUUCAUACUCCAUGGCGUGUACACGAGCGCGGCUGCUAUGUAUUGUGAUUUAACCUUCAUACUCCAUGGUGUGUACACGAGCGCGGCUGCUAUGUAUUGUGAUUUAACCUUCAUACUCCAUGGUGUGUACACGAGCGCGGCUGCUAUGUAUUGUGAUUUAACCUUCAUAUUCCAUGGUGUGUACACGAGCGCGGCUGCUAUGUAUUGUGAUUUAACCUUCAUAUUCCAUGAUUUACCACGAAAGCUCCAGUUGAUCAACGAGGGCAGGUGCCAGCCGCCCGCACUGCGGGACGACUUCCCGACGGACACGGAGGAGGUGAAUAAGAGGACGCGGGACGUCGAGGAGGCCUACCACAAACGUGUGCGCGCCGCUGGCGUGAGCCCUCAGGACUGGUCCGCGCAGGACGGGCCCUACAUCGAAUACCCCCAAAGCUUCUACGACAAUUUGUAA